UGUUGCGCCGCAUGUAUCCAUGUGAUGUCAUCGAUGUCGUUGUGAUAUAUCGGUUUAUGGUGAUGCGGUGCAUGUGCCUGUGUAAUGUUAUUGAUGUCGCUGUGACAUAGAGGUGUAACCAUGGUGAUACGGCGCAUGCGCCUGUGUGAUAUCAUCGAUGUCGCUGUGAUAUAUCGGUGUAACCAUGGUGCUGCAGCACAUGCACCUCUGUGAUGUUAUCAGUGCCAUGGUGACACAGAAGUGUAACCGUGGUGCUGUGAUACCGCUUGUGUGAUGUCAUCAGUGUCGCUAUGGUGCUGUGAUGCAUGUACCCUUGUGGCACUAUGCUGUGUCAUCUCUGCAGUCACUGUGACACCGCAAUGUAAAGAUGCCGCAGUGCAUGUGGCUACGUUUGGUACCAAGUGAUGCCAUGAAGUCACUGUGGUAUGACAUCAGUAUCACAUCACAGUGUUUGGCCUCUUGAUGUGAUGAUGUAGAGGUGCACAUGACCAGGUUGUGGAUCCUUUAUUAUCUUCGUGGCAUCAUUGUAUUGUGAUGUCAUAUCAUUUGGCAUAGUGAUGUGAUGAUGCCUUGAAGACAUCUUUAUGGUAACUUCACAACAGCUCUGUGCAUUGUUGCUGCAUUGUAAACAUCAAAACACUUGGGAAAUCACAAACCUUUGUAUCAUGAUGUGGCAUCACCAUGAAAUGCCACUAUCAGGUCAACCUGUGCUGUAAUGUGAUAUCCUCCAACCAUCGGAGGCUGUGACUACCCAAGGGUUUUGGGGGUGGGAGGGUUGGUAAAACUUGCUCAUUUUUGUUAAAAGUAAUGCAGAUCUGUGAUAGUUUUAGUACAGAUAGACAAAUCGCCUGUGGUCACUUUAAGCAUUGUGGUGUCUAACCCUGAUCUGAGCACCUGCCAAAUGAUAGGGUUUUAAAAACACUGGGAGCCUUAUCUAUUUUAGUGUCUUUACUGUAAACACCAGCACUCCCAGUGUUAGCAACAGUGGGGUUUUUUUGUUUGUUUGUUGUUGCCAGAAAUGCCUAGAGUAGCCAUUGAGUUACCAUGAUGUUAUGCUAUAGCAAUCUACACAACAACUUCUUCAAUAUUUGGUGAUGUGAUGGUGCAGAGGUUGUUAUAUAACAAUAUUUUUGCCUCACGUUCAUGUAAUCAAUUCAUAGUGGCAAAGCGAAAGGAACUUUAUCCCAAAGAAUGCUGGAUCAGGAUAUCGUGUGCUCUGACUCAUCUGAUGUACCAACUAACCUUCUGUAUUAGAGGCUGGAUGCAAACUGCUUCAUGAUUAUGCUAAAUAGGGACAGCCCUCGGGCUCCUGGCAUAUUGACAGUGCAGCAAAAUUUGGACUCACUUAAUUUAGGAAGAUCUAAAAACUGUAAAUGAUUUGGAUCCAUCUGUUCAGUCUAGCUUGUAAAUUAUCUUUUUAUUUAAUUCAAGGCGUGUGUGUUUAAGGAAGGAAAGACACCUAGCAAACAACUGCAUUCAUACACACUGCUUACAUAGUACUUCUGUGCUCUUCAUCUGCAUCUUUUAAAUAUAAAUCAAGGAACAAAGACCAAAUAAUCCCUCAAAAUAAUCUUUCAAACUAUAUGACAUUUCCUUCUUCAGUAUUUUCUGAGCUCUUAUUAUCUCUGUGUAUCAGCUGCAUGCUGGUUUUUUAUAUAUAUAUAAAUAACAAAAUAGAGAUUCCUCUGAAUUUGUACCAUUAUAGGAUUACUUUACCAGAGCCAAGUUUGUACAUGUUUGGUAGCUGUUCUUCAAAGUUCCAUAACUUCUCAUUCAGUCCUUGGUGAAUCUGUCAUAUUGCCAGCCUUAUUCCAUUAAAAUCCUUCCUCAGCCCUCAUCUCUUUGAAUGCCUACAAGUGAGUCGACAAUAUUACCAUACAAAUAAAAACAAAUGUCCAACUUAUUUCUUCAUCUGGUUCCCAGUGUCGACUCUGUCUUGCUUAGAUUGGAAGCUCAUUGGCACAGGAAAUGGCUUUAUUUUUGUUUCUCAUCUUUUGUCAUAGAAUAUCAUAGAAUCAUAGAAUAUCAGGGUUGGAAGGGACUCAGGAGGUAUCUAGUCCAACCCCCUGCUCAAAGCAGGACCAAUCCCCAACCUAAAUCAUCCACAUGCACAUUGCUGGCACUGAACGGACAAAUAAUAACACUUAUGACAAGGUCCACAUCCUGUGAAAUAAAUUAACAUCAUCCUUUGCUCCAUCAUAAGAUAGCUCUGAGCACAAAUAGGUGAAUAGGUCUCAGUGCAUAGUGUUUGUGUAGUUGGCGAGGACUCAGUUCAAUUUCCCACCUACAAAACAUUGUAAGAAAACUGAAAUCUGCCAAAGUUCAUUGGGCUAUUGCUAAUGGUCUCAGUAAGGAUUUGUUCUCUGACCUAGUCAUUUUGGCUAUGUUUAGACUUGGAACAAUGAGAUUUUUUUGGGAUAAUUAUCGGUAAAUGUCGAUUUCACUGUACACUGAAGUCAAUGCAAAACUAUUUUCAUUAAUGAUCAAAAUGUACAGAUAGGCAAAGUAAGAAAAGAACUAUUUGAGAACUUACUAGAGUUUGACUUAAGGGUAUUUACUUUGUGUAUUUUGACAUGUGACGUUGACAAUUUGUAUUUAACAGUUAUAAAACUUUAACUUUUAAUCUCAACAGUUACUGUCAUUAAAUCAUUUUGGUCCUCCCCUCUCCCCCACAUAAUUUCCUGCAACUGUGAAAAUUUAAAUAGAUAAAAAUUAAAAAAGCUUACAACGAACCAUUGAUAUUACCAGUCAAAAUUAUAAAUAAAAUUUGAUUCUGCCUAGCCUAGUUUAUUUCAUUUUGUAUAGUAAAAGCCAUUAGAUCACUUGGUCCUCUCAUUUUUUUGCCAAAGUCCUAGCCUUAUACAUUCUACUCCUGGAUGUCCAGUGUGUUCCAAAGGUCACUUUCUGCUGCAUUAAUUGUAGAUCCAGGUUUCACCCUCUGUGCAGCUCUGCUCUGUUGUGCCCUCACAGCAACAGCAUGACAGUCUGCCACCAACACAUCAAACGGAACUUCUUUAUUAUGACACCUAAAAUUUAGAGGCUAGACACUGGUCAGAAUUCCAGGAAGACUUGAAAGCAUCAGAUCGCACCUUUUCCCAUUCCCCCCAAACAUAGAGCCCACAUGAGACAUUCUUAGCUGAAGAUGUGAGUACAACUUAUGGCCUAUGUUGCUUUUCCUCUGAAGGAAGCGUCAGCAGCAUUAUUGGGUGACAUUGUGGUGGUGUGGGUGGAGGCAGAGAUGGAUUUAUAAGCCUGUUGUAUAUAACGUUGACUUUUUUGUCUGCACCUCCCAGCAUGCUGGGAACUCCAGCUGUAAUGCCCACAGAUUAUAUAUAUAAUCAAAUGUGGAAAAUAGUUGAUCACCCCAUAUCUUCACCUUCAGGGCUCUGCACAACUGUUCCCUCAUCUUACUGAUUUUUUUAAUCCGUUUUCCUGCUCUCAUAUUCACCUUAUCUUUCAUGUCAUUCCCCCUAUUCACUGCUACACACAGGACUGACUUGCACUCUCUUAAUAACCACUAAGGAUGUACCCUUACAUUUCUAAGUGCCUUUCCUCCUUCCAAAUUCAGUUUGCUAUUGACUACUUCCUGCAAGCCACAUACGGAACUCUCAUUGUCAGCCCCAUACAGACAGGGGAGGCUGCCAUCAUGGCAGGAGGCCAGCUGUCCUACAGAGAACCAGUGCACAGCUCACUCUGCAGCAGUGGGGAGUGAGCAGACUUUGGCCAUGAGCCUGGAGCAAACCCUUACACUUUGAAAGCUGCUGGGGGAUUGUUAAUGUCCAUGCAGAGGAGAAAGGAGAUUUAUAUCUAUUUAAAGGACACAUUAAAAAGACCCCUUAUAACAAGCUGUAUAGAAGUCAGUGUUUCUGCCUUAGAAGAGCUGAGACAACUCUGCCCGCAUUUGACACCUGGGCCCAGAUCAUCAAAGAUAUUUAGAUACACCUCUACCCCGAUAUAACGUGACCCAAUAUAACACGAAUUCGGAUAUAAGGUGGUAAAGCAGUGCUCUGGGGGUCGGGGGGGGCUGCGCACUCCGGUGGAUCAAAGCAAGUUCGAUAUAAUGCAGUUUCACUUAUAACGCGGUAAGAUUUUUUGUCUCCCAAGGACAGCGUUAUAUUGGGGUAAAGAUGUCCCUACCUGCAUUACAAUCCCAUUUAGAUGCCUAUAUACUUUUGAGGGGCCCUGGUGCUUAGAGUACUAUCCAGAUUGCUAGCAAAGGGUCAAGACCCUGAUCCUUGCAGCCUUAACUCUGAGUUGUCUCGUGGGGCCUGAUUUGCCUCUAACACAGACAUCAAUGGAGUUAUUCCUGAUUUACUCCCAGAGGGGGGAGGCUCUGUGUCUUUAGCAGACCUACUUCUGAGUCAGGGCUGAAAGAUGAGAUCCCUACUUAGUAAGAAUAUCAUAGCAAUGCCAUUCUGAUCAGAGUUUUAAGUUCAGACCUUGUCUACACACAAAAGUUAUACUGCUUUCAUUAUAUGGGUAUAGGUAAUACAGUACCGUCCUCCUCAUGUGGAUGCAUUUAUACCAGUAUAAAAGUGCUUAUACUGGUAUAGCUUUUUCCCAUAUGGGACAGAGGGAACAGGAGUAAGUUAUACUGGUAGCUUAUAUAUAUAAGGCACCUUUAUGUUGAGGUAACACUGGGUAUAAUUGGUAAAACUCACACACCUCUAAUCAAAAUGAUUAUACCAGUAUAAAACUGUGUGUAGACCAGGCCACAGGGUGGGCGGAGUAGUAUUAUGGAUAUAUAGGCUCCUUUGCUUUCAAUUUAAACUGGUUUUUACUGAAAAAAUCUUGGGUUUUACAAAAAAAUUAUUAGUUUUUUUUCCGUUUUUCAUCCUACUGUUGUAUCAUUCAAAUAUAUAGAAAAUAACUUGCUUUAUUAGGAAAAUACAUAUGUCGCAUGCAUUGCAUCUUAUUAUGAUAAUACAUUAGUCUGUGUGUAUAUGCAAAGCAGCCUGUGGUAGUAACACUAGAAGAAGCACACAAUAAACAAACAGGCACCCACGCAAGCCCUGAAGUGCCUGCACAUCUGAACGUACUGAUGAAUCUCACGCCCACCACGGACACAUUUCAAGCUGUUAGCAGGGAACGGUUUAAAGAUCUGACCCACUAAAAUGGGAAGAAAAUGAAAAUUGGUAUCAGCAUGUGUUUCAGCACACAGGGAAAGUUUAAAAACAAAAACAGGAGGAAAGGAUGAAGUGGAAUGUAUGCGCUACGAAUGAUGUGACUCAAUUCUUAAAUGUCAAUAUUUAUUGGCUAAUAGUUCUGUGUUUACAACAGCAAACUGUUUAUUAGAGCGAUAUGGUUUUCUUAAACUCAGAGGAGAAACUGUGUUUUGAGUUCUGUUUUAGUUCUGCAGCAAACCACAUUAAAUUCCAUUCAUCAAAGCAUUAAUCUACUGCAUACUUCCCCCCCCCAUCCUUCUGUCCACCUAAAUAAACCCUGAUAUUUACUCAGAAAAAUUAUUAAUAGUUUUUUCCACCGAUUUUCACCUCUUUUUGUUGUAGUAAUAAACACCAGUAAAUUCCCAGGGAAAAUUGAAUAAAAUAAAAAACAAAAAUGAAGGGCCCUAUUGAUAUAGUAGGUGUCUUUAAACUUUAUUUUCUCCUGGACUGAAGAGACUUAAAAUAACGUAUAGCCCGAACAUGAUGCCGUGCGUGAGCCAGAGAGACAGCGUUGUCUCUCUGGCUCACACACGGCAUCAUGUUCGGGCUAUACGUUUUUUUUGAAAGAGCUCCCACCAUCACCUCCAGCUAAAGAAGCACUAGGAUCAAUCGGCCACCACUAUUUUAACUAACGUGACUGAGAUUUUCAGAGCUGCAUAAGGGAUUUGGACACCCAGUUCUCAAGGAAAUGGAGGGGAAUAGGGCAUCCAGAUCCCCGUCAUGGGUUUGAAAACACCAGCCCACCUUUAGUGCUGCUCUUCAGGUUAGAUGACAUGGCGACGAAUAUGCUGGUGGCUGCCCCGCUUCACACAAUCCAAGUCUCUCAGCUUGGAAAGUGGCUAUGUAUGCAUGAGGCUGACUGCAUCUAUGGGGACCCUUUGUAGAUUAGUCCUAAAUUCUUUUCAGUUCUUUGAUUAAGAGAAGCUGUGAUGAACAACACAGGUAAGGACACUCUUUGAAAUAUAAUUUUUAAUCCUUGGAUUCUGUUCCUAGCUCUGCCACUGACCUGCCAUGUGAUUUUGGGCAAGUCACUUCCCCUCUCUCUGCCUCUGUUUCCCAUCUUUUGUCUGUUGAUCUGCUGAGGCCAGGGGCUGUCUCUCACUAUGUGUUUGUACAGCUCCUAGCACACUGGGGCAUUGAGCUCCGUUGUGGCCUCAAGAUGCGAUUGUAAUACAAAUAAUAAUAAUAUGAGCAGCUAGGGAGUGAAGCAGGAGAUCCAGUUUGAUUGACUUCUUGAGUUCUCUGAUGUUUCAGGCUCCCUGCAGGAUGGACCCAAACUCAGUGAGGACUAAAGUCCCAGCCUUCUUAUCGGACUUGGGAAAAGCUACGCUCAGGGGAAUAAGGAAAUGUCCCCGCUGCGGCACUUACAACGGCACUCGAGGGCUGAGCUGCAAGAACAAAACCUGCGGGACGAUUUUUCGCUACGGCGCUCGGAAGCAGCCUGGCGUCGACGCCGUGAAGAUCAUCACAGGCUCGGAUCUGCAGAUCUACUCGGUACGGCAGAGAGACCGGGGGCCAGACUACCGGUGCUUUGUGGAGCUGGGGGUUUCAGAGACAACCAUCCAGACUGUGGAUGGAACCAUCAUCACGCAGCUCAGCUCCGGACGCUGCUAUGUCCCGUCGUGUUUGAAGGCAGCCACUCAAGGCGUGGUGGAAAACCAGUGCCAGCACAUCAAGCUGGCUGUGAACUGUCAGACCGAGGCCACCCCUUUGACCUUGAAAAGCUCCAUCUUAAACUCCAUGCAGGCCUCCCCUGAAACUAAGCAAACCAUCUGGCAGCUGGCAACGGAGCCCACCGGCCCCCUGGUUCAAAGGAUUACCAAGAACAUCCUGGUAGUGAAGUGCAAGGCCAGUCAGAAGCACAGCUUGGGUUAUCUCCACGCCUCCUUUGCUCAGAAGAUGAGCAAUAAGAAUGUGCCAGAGCACAGGUUUCUCUGCUCGUGCCAGACUCUGAAAUCCAGCAAGGCCAGCUCUGCCAAGGAAGAGGCUGCCCAGAGAUGCAUUCACUUCUUCGCCUGCAUCUCUGCCUUUGCCAGCGAUGAGACCCUGGCGCAGGAGUUCUCGGACUUCCUCAGUUAUGAUUCCAGCGGUCUCAAAGGGAUCAGAGUGCCCCAGUUAGUUUGCCAUCCUGAAUCCACCGUGCAGGCUGGCGAGCCCACUGCUUCCAAACCAAAAAAGAGGAAAAAAGAUGAAGCAUCUGGUACACAAGGAAAUAGUCCACUCCUGGCUCAAGAUCCAGCCAACUGCAAUCUGAAGAAAAGCGGACUGAAAAAGCCAGCUGUUGCGUCUUCACUAAAAAGACAAGCCUGUAAUCAGCUGCUGGAUGAGUCACAGGUGACCUUGUCCUUCCAAGAAUGGCUGGCCAGUGUCACCGAACGCAUCCAUCAAACCAUGCAUUACCAAUUUGAUGGCAAACCAGAGCCACUGGUGUUCCAUAUACCACAGUCUUUCUUCGAUGCCCUGCAGCAGAGGAUUUCCAUAGGAAGCACAAAGAAACGGCUGCCUAAUUCCACUACAGCUUUUGUCCGGAAAGAUGCCCUUCCCUUGGGUACCUUCUCCAAAUACACCUGGCACAUUACCAACAUCCUGCAGGUCAAGCAAAUAUUUGACACUCCUGAGAUGCCCUUGGAAAUCACACGCAGCUUCAUCCAGAACCGGGAUGGGACCUAUGAGCUGUUUAAGUGCCCGAAGGUUGAAGUGGAGAGCAUCGCGGAGACAUACGGGCGCCUGGAGAAGCAGCCGAUUCUCCGGCCCUUGGAACUCAAAACCUUCCUCAAAGUUGGCAACACAUCACCUGAUCAGAAGGAACCAACCCCGUUCACUAUUGAGUGGAUCCCAGAUAUUUUACCCCAGUCCAAGAUUGGUGAGCUGAGGAUUAAGUUUGAAUAUGGCCAUCACAGGAAUGGACAUACCACUGAAUACCAGGAGCAACGCCCUUCACUAGAACAGACCCUGGAGCUGACGCCUCUAACCACCAUCACCUUUCCUUGACCUAACACCCAGCCCCUCUCCCCGCUAAGUUUGCACAGCCCUGCUCCGUGGGCUCUCGGCCCUGGGCAGUAUUAGCAUUGAACUUGUAUGGGGUUCCGUAGUGAACUGCUCCGUAAAGCUGAAGUUUUCUGAUUUCUAAAUAGCCACCGGACCUACACUAGAGGAAAGACACCUCACCUGCUUUAUAAAUAGCAUACCUUGAUGCUGCUUCACAUGUAGUCUUCACUCAAACUGUCCGGUAUUCAGAACACACCUCUGCAUUCCCAGUCACCAGGACGCAUUCAAACCUUUGGGUUGUAGUUCCUUUCUAUCACUUCCCCCUGGAAAACAGACUUAUCUACAGCUCACAGAUGGGAAAAGACAAUAUAUUACGAAGGGAGCUAGAUCCUUGUAUUACUACAUGAACCAUCAUGGCAUAGUCUGAUUUUAUGCCAGAUGUUAAAAUAUUUUUUUUAAAUAAAGCACACUGGAAAACGGU
Molecule: messenger RNA, 8634 nt
Organism: Trachemys scripta elegans
Lineage: Eukaryota; Metazoa; Chordata; Testudines; Emydidae
Gene: C2H2orf42
Product: chromosome 2 C2orf42 homolog
Exons: 8
Coding region: 6411-8156 (581 amino acids)
Cellular component (GO): nucleus
Source: RefSeq, a predicted model, not a curated record